Blepharisma stoltei is the source of this 2586-nucleotide messenger RNA. NCBI's taxonomy places the organism in Eukaryota, Ciliophora, Heterotrichea, Heterotrichida, Blepharismidae. The record is from the annotation of a GenBank genome assembly.
AUGGAGAGAAUCAUCAAUGGUGAGAGGCUUGAAAUAAUCCCAUUGGGAUCAGGAAAUGAAGUGGGCCGCUCCUGCAUUGUUCUCAAAUUCAGAGGCAAAACAGUGAUGUUUGAUUGUGGAAUUCACCCAGGUCUUUCAGGAUUGAAUGCAUUGCCAGGAUUUGAUGAUAUUGAUUUAGAGACUGUAGACAUUCUCUUAGUUACUCAUUUUCACCUUGACCAUUCAGGUGCUCUUCCUUAUUUUUUGACCAAAACAAUCUUCAAAGGGACCACAUAUAUGACACAUCCUACCAAAGCAAUCCUAAAAUUAUUAUUUUUACUUCAAUUUCGUCAUUAUAAUGCUUAAAAGUUACAUUGUUUUUAAUGAAAUAAUAAUAGACAGAUCUUAAUAUAUACAGUCAAACUAAUUAAAGCAACAUACUAUUUUCUGACUAUGUAAAAGUCAGUAAUAUAGGGACUGAUGCAGAAAAACUGUACACACCUCAAGAUCUCAAUGCAGCUCUUGAAAAAGUCAAACUUAUCGAUUAUCAUCAAGAACUUGAUAUAGGUGGAAUCAACUUUUGGUGCUAUAAUGCUGGGCAUGUCCUUGGGGCUGCUAUGUUUAUGGUUGAAAUAGCUGGUGUCAGAGUUCUUUAUACAGGAGAUUAUAGCUGUGAAGAAGAUCGGCACUUACAGCCAGCAAAAGUCCCUGAUAUGUCAGUCGAUAUUUUAAUCGUAGAAAGCACAUAUGGUGUACAAGUUCAUGAGCCACGGCCGGAUAGAGAAAGACUUUUCACAACUACUGUUCAUAAUAUUGUUGCUGGUGGCGGCAGAUGUCUUUUACCAGUUUUCGCAUUAGGCAGAGCUCAAGAACUAUUGUUAAUUUUAGACGAAUAUUGGUCUAACCAUGAAGAUAUCACUUUUCGUUAUAAUUAUAUAAGCUUCUUUAAUAGAUAUAUUUCCAAUAUUUCCUAUAAAAUAAAUCUCUAUUUUUCAGCCAUUUUCUUAUAAUCUCCAUAUCAAAAUAUAUCCAAAAUAUUCCAAUUUACUACGCAAGCUCCUUACUCCUCUUCGUGAGUAAGCAAAACCAUUAGAAAAAUCCCUAUUUUUUGCCCAAAAACCCACCCUCCGUGAGCGAACAAAAAAUUUUUAGGAAAAAUUAUUUUGAUAUAUAAGUGAUAAUUAUUAUAAUGAAAUCUCUAGCUAAUUCUGCUUAUUUUUAAACAGCUUGCAUUUUAAAACAUAAAUUUUGCAAAUUAAAUAAAAAUAUUUGACUUCAAUUUAACGAAUUGGGAUUUUUUAAAUUUCUAAAAAAACAAUUAGAGGAGCUAGCAAAAAAAUGCAUGUCAGUUUUUCAAACUUAUAUUAACAUGAUGGGAGAAAGCGUCAGAAGAGAAUUCGAGCAAGGCCACAACCCUUUUAUUUUCAAGCACAUUUCAAACCUUAAAAGCAUGGACUAUUUCGAUGAUGAUACCCCUAGCGUCGUUAUGGCUUCUCCUGGUAUGCUCCAAAACGGUCAGAGUCGAGACCUUUUUGAAAGAUGGUGCACAUAUCCUCAAAAUGGGCUUGUUUUAACUGGAUACUGUGUCGAAAACACUCUGGCAAAAGAAUUAUUGAGCAACCCAAGAGAUAUCAUAUCUACAGAUGGCUCAAUAAAGCAGCUCAAUAUGAGCGUAAACUAUAUAAGUUUUUCAGCACAUGCGGAUUUUGCACAAACUUCCAAUUUCAUUGAAAACUUGAAGCCUUCUUAUGUAGUGCUGGUUCAUGGUGACUCAAAUGAAAUGUCAAGGCUAAAAAACGCAUUAGAAAGAAGAUUCACUAUGAAAAUUGUGGCCCCAGUAAACCACCAAACUGUUGAAUUUACUUUCCCAGUAAAAAUCAAUGCAAAAAUCCUUAAGCAAGACGAUUUUCCAGAAGAAGGAAUUAUAGUUAGAAAAGAGCCAGAACAUAUGAUUAUGCCUGUGGAUUCUUUAACAAAUUAUACUUCAAUCACAAUGAAUAAAUUUUACCAAAAAAUGCACGUGCCUUAUAAGCAGUCUUUAAGGAUUCUCCAAUACCUUAUAAAGUGCUUAUUCCCUCAAGUAGUUUCGAUAAAGGAAGAAAAUAUUUGCAAAUUGAGUGUAGGAGAAGUUAAGGUAACUCCUGAAACAACGGGCCAGAUUUUACUUGAAUGGAUUGCUGGGCCAAUAAAUGAUAUGAUUGCUGACACAAUUGCUUUAAUGAUUUUGCAGGUAACUUCAAACCCAAAUACAGCACUUUUACAAGCUAUAAAUGCUUAUAAUGAAUAGUGCAGCAAUCUUUGGUUAGAAAAUCCAAAUUUGGCUUGUCAAAUAAUUAGCAGCUGACGUCUGAACAAAUCCUGGAGCUAUUUAUCGUAAUCUAGCAUAUGAAUGAAAUGGAGCUUGAUGAUAAAAAAUUCAAAUUUUUAAUAGGGCUAUUACAGAAAAGGUUUAGCCAUGUAUCUGUAGAUGCAGAACAAAGGAUUGUGGAAGUCAAAAAAGGAGAAAAUAAAGUAUGGGUCCAUUUCGAUAAUCAGACUGUUGAUGGAGAUAGCGAGAUCCUGAAAGGUUGCGUAGAAGAGAUUAUGAGGAAUGUAAUCAAUAUAUAA